ACAGAGUUCACUUCAUUUCGUAAGGGAUUGUGUAGUCAGCCGUGACAAAUCACCCAGGGAUUUUUUCCUGAGAGAAAACAACGCCUUCCAGCUUGUAAAGGAAUCUCAUUCUGAUUUGGCACAUAGGAAUGACUCUCUGUUUGUGUUAGCAGGCUUGUUCCACAGGGAUGGCUUCCUUGUCCUGGAGGGGUUUUUCAGCACAGAAGAGUGUGACAGCAUGAGGAGCCAGAUCCAGGGAAUCAUCGAGGGGAUGGAAGUGCCCCCGCACUGCCGCACAGAGUUCUCCACCAGGGAGGAGGAGCAGCUCCAGGCACAGGGUAGCUCGGAUUAUUUCCUAACCAGUGGAGACAAGAUUAGAUUCUUCUUUGAGAAAGGUGUUUUGGACAAGAAAGGGAACUUUCUAAUUCCAAAGGAGAAGUCCAUCAGCAAGAUUGGCCAUGCUCUACAUGCUUAUGAUCCUGUCUUCAAGCAAAUCACCCACUCCUCCAAGGUGCAGGAAUUGGGAAGAAAACUAGGCCUUGAGAGACCAGUAGUUGUGCAAAGCAUGUAUAUCUUCAAGCAACCUGGCAUUGGUGGUGAAGUGACACCUCACCAGGAUGCCACCUUCUUGCACACGGAGCCUCUGGGCAGGAUCCUGGGCUUCUGGAUUGCCCUGGAAGAUGCCACACAGGAGAACGGCUGCCUGUGGUUCAUCCCUGGCUCUCACACCAAUGGGAUUACCCGGAGGAUGGUUCGUGCACCUUCAGGUGCCUCAACAUGUGUGGAGUUUGUAGGGUCAGAGCCAGCCUAUGAUGACAGUCAGUUCAUCCCUCUGCCCAUAAAGAAAGGUGGACUCGUCCUCAUCCAUGGGGAAGUUGUCCAUAAGAGUGAACUGAACAGCUCGGAGUCCUCUCGCCACGCGUUCACCUUCCACGUGAUGGAGGCCGAGGGCACCACCUGGAGCAAGGAGAACUGGCUCCAGCCAACUCCUGAACUGCCUUUUCCAUCACUCUACACUUGAAGUCAGUGACUGGCUUCUGGAGUCAAUAGCUGAUCAAUAUUCCUGAUGUUUCCUUCAUGUUCCCCUUAAACAUGACCUUCCCUUAUGGCAGCUCUCAAGGUUAAUUCAUCCUGGGAACAAGGACCUUUGUCACAGCCCAACACGCCUGCAGGAGACAGAACCUCCUGCUGCAGCAGGAGCCCUGUAGUGUGAGAGUAGCCACCCAGUCCUUUCAGUAAGGAAACCUCUUCAGUCUUGAGAACAGACCAGUAAAGACCACUGCACCUUGACUGGGACCGGUUAAGAAGUAUUUCUUCUUGCAGAUUCAGUUUAAGAGCUUAAGUGCAUUUCUUGGCUGUGUUGAUCCCAGCAGUGCAGGUGAAUGUGUCAUGGGAAGAAGGUUGACUUUCACCCUUAGGUCUCUGCCCUGUUGUUGGAGUAACAGUGAUUUAAACCAACCCUGUUGUGGGCAAAAUGAAGCAGGAACUCUGCUUUUUAUAAUCAGUCUUCUAAGUAUUCCCAGCAAACUGUGGUUGAGUGUUUGAUCUCUGGGUGUGUUGAUUAAAAAUAUGUCAGUUCUUAAAGAUUUAUGUUGAAAUGGUGGGAUCAAAGAACCUCAAUCCAACUCCUUGCACUUAAUAAAAGAAUAGAAAUUCUC
This is a messenger RNA of Pseudopipra pipra, 1637 nucleotides long. It is a transcript of the gene PHYHD1, whose product is annotated as phytanoyl-CoA dioxygenase domain containing 1. The record is from RefSeq and is a predicted model, not a curated record. The coding region runs from base 218 to 1000 and encodes 260 amino acids. The transcript has 11 exons. Lineage: Eukaryota; Metazoa; Chordata; Aves; Passeriformes; Pipridae.